Nicotiana tabacum (common tobacco) is the source of this 1762-nucleotide messenger RNA. Its product is annotated as 26S proteasome non-ATPase regulatory subunit 4 homolog. Gene Ontology annotation, biological process: proteasome-mediated ubiquitin-dependent protein catabolic process. Gene Ontology annotation, cellular component: nucleus; proteasome regulatory particle, base subcomplex; cytosol. The record is from RefSeq and is a predicted model, not a curated record. Lineage: Eukaryota; Viridiplantae; Streptophyta; Magnoliopsida; Solanales; Solanaceae. Gene Ontology annotation, molecular function: polyubiquitin modification-dependent protein binding.
ACGUAAUAACCCGAUUCAAUUACAUGCUCUACAACAAAAAUAUUCCGUUUUGAGGUACUUUCAGUCCUUAUUAUAGUAGCAGUAGCAGAUAGAAAUCACUUGUCCACCAAGUAAACUUGAAUUCCUUUCACCCUUAGCAAACCCAUUCUGCACAUUAAUCUUUCGAUCGGUUAACAAUGGUUCUCGAGGCAACAAUGAUCUGUAUCGACAAUUCUGAGUGGAUGCGGAAUGGAGAUUAUCCGCGCAAUCGAUUCGAAGCUCAAACUGACGCAGUUAGCUUAUUUUGUGGUUCCAAAACCCAGUCUAAUCCCGAGAAUACAGUUGGAGUAUUGACCAUGGCUGGCAAAGGAGUUCGUGUAUUGGUUACUCCUACCAGCGACCUAGGAAAAAUGUUAGCUUGCACGCACGGAUUAGAUAUCGGUGGUGAAUUGAAUUUGGCUGCUGGAAUCCAGGUGGCACAGUUGGCUCUGAAGCAUCGGCAAAACAAAAAGCAACAGCAGAGGAUCAUUGUUUUUGCUGGCAGUCCUGUUAAACAGGACAAGAAGGUCUUGGAGAUGAUUGGAAGAAAGUUGAAGAAGAAUAGUGUAGCUCUUGAUGUUAUUAGUUUUGGUGAAGAAGAUGAGGGGAAGACUGAGAAGCUUGAGGCAUUAGUUGCUGCAGUAAACAACAAUGAUAGCAGUCGCAUCAUCCAUAUUCCUCCUGGACCUACUGCUCUUUCUGAUGUGCUAAUAAGUACUCCUAUCUUUACUGGAGAUGGUGAGGGUGGAAGUGGAUUUGCUGCAGCCGCUGCUGCGGCUGCUGCUGGUGGAGGGUCUGGCUAUGAUUUUGGUGUAGAUCCUAAUUUGGAUCCUGAACUUGCUCUGGCACUUCGAGUUUCAAUGGAGGAGGAACGGGCUAGGCAAGAAGCAGCAGCAAAGAAAGCUGCAGAAGAAUCUGCACAAGAAAAAGGAGAAAUGCAGUCAACUUCUCAGGAUAUUACAAUGACUGAAAAUGUCGGUGCCAGAACAUCUGAAACUGAAAACAAGGCAGUUGACCUAAUGGAUGAUGAGAAUGCACUGUUACAGCAAGCACUUGCAAUGUCGAUGGAUGAUUCUUCCUCUAACAUUACUACAAGAGACACGGACAUGUCAGAAGCAGCUUCUGAAGAUCAAGACUUAGCACUAGCUCUUCAAUUGUCAGUGCAGGACAAUACAAAAGAUGAUUCAGACCAGACAGAUGUGACUAAACUGUUGGCGGACCAAUCAUUCGUGUCAUCAAUUCUUGCUUCACUUCCAGGUGUUGAUCCAAAUGAUCCUUCAGUUAAAGAUUUACUUGCUUCCAUGCAAGGCCAGUCUGAGCAGAAGGAUGAGGACAAGGAACAGAAAGAGGACAAAAAGUGAUGAUGCCUAAAACUGAUGUACGUACGCCUCAGGCCAAGAAGCUCAGAUGGUAAUCAAGAUAUGAUGCAGAUUGAUGAAAUUGAUUCUAGAAAUGGGGCUUACAGUAUUUUUUGUGUGGAAAAGAACUUAAAUACUUUGUUGCCCUCGGCCUUGCUUCUCAAUUUGAAUUAUAGUUUAUUGAGAAGACGGCAAACGCCCAUCGUCCUACCUGUGUUUACUGUUUUCUCUAUCCUGGAAUGCAGGAAAGAUGGUGCCUAAUUAGCUCUACGUAGUCAUCCACCAAACUAAAGGAAAAAAUGAGAAAAAUAGAAGCUCCUAUUGGAUAAUGUGUUGCAUGAUUUUGUGUUUGGCUCAGCUUUGGUGUCAUUCUUUUUGUUGAUUCA